UUGAUCUCCUCACCCCACUCCCCCUCCCCCUCCCCCUCCACCUCGUCUCGGAGUCUGAGACCGACCUGAGACACUGAGACAUAGAUAGGAGCUGUCAGUGUCAACCAUCUUCGAUCUGCCGCAUUCCCACAGCCCACCAUGGCGUCAUCCUCCACGACGCACCGCCUCCUCCGCGAACUGAAAGACUACACCAACUCCCCGAACGAGGCGCUGCUGCAUCUGGGACCUGUCGAUGAGGAUGAUCUGCUACACUGGGAGGCUGUGCUGAAGGGUGUGAAGGGGACGCCGUAUGAGGGCGGCCUCUGGUCCCUCUCCCUGCGCAUCCCACCCACCUACCCGCUCCUCCCGCCCAAAAUCACCUUCAAGACGCGCAUCAGCCACCCGAACAUCAGCUUCACGACGGGCGAGAUCUGCCUCACCCUGCUGACAACCGAACACUGGAGCCCCGUGUACACGCUCUCCAGCACGUUGACCGCCAUCCACCAGCUGCUGACGGAUCCGCGGCCCGAGAGUCCGCUGAACGUCGAUGUGGCGGCCUUGCUGAGGGACGGGGAUGUUGCCGGGUGGGAGAGUCUGGUGCGCUUUUGGACGGGGGAGGAGAGGUGGAAUCCUUCUUUAUCAUGAUUGGAUAUCUUCAGGGGGGUGGGGGUGGAUUUCUAGGCUCUAGAGAGAGAGAGAGAGAGAGAGUGUGUGUGUGUGUGUGUGUGUGUGUGUGUGUGUGGAGAGACGGAGGACGGGGACGUUGGUUGGUGAUUGGUGGUUGGUGAUUGGUGGUUUUGUUAUGCUUUGGUAGCGACUAUGACUUGACUUGACUAUGUAUGCUCUCUAUGACUAUUGCUGGUUUAUGCUUGCGGCGAUGGUUAUUAUGUGUUGUGCUGCGAUGCGAUGAAUACCCCCACAUAUACGCGCCAAUUAUACUUGAUCUUUA
Messenger RNA from Aspergillus heteromorphus CBS 117.55, 928 nucleotides. It is a transcript of the gene pex4, whose product is annotated as putative ubiquitin conjugating enzyme (UbcJ). The record is from RefSeq and is a predicted model, not a curated record. NCBI's taxonomy places the organism in Eukaryota, Fungi, Ascomycota, Eurotiomycetes, Eurotiales, Aspergillaceae. The coding region runs from base 139 to 624 and encodes 161 amino acids. The transcript has 2 exons.